CUUUGUCAAUGUGAAGGUUUUGUUUUUUAAAUAUAUUAGGCUGUCAGUCAAGAUAGUGUUUUGAACGAUGAUGCCUGCUUACAGGACUAAGAUGUUCUCCUAUUAUCCUCCAACUAGAAAUAUGGACAUAAUAGGAAGUCUUCCUCCUGAAAUAGCAAUUGAAAUAUUGAAAUACUUAAAUGCUAAUGAUUUAGCUUCAUGUUGUUGUGUAAGUAAACAAUGGAGAUCUUAUGCAAAUUCAGAUGUACUUUGGAAGAAGAUGUGCAAAAAACAUAGAUUGUGUGUGGAGGAGUGGGUUUUUUGUGCAUUAGAUUUUGAUAAUCCAGGGGAAUCUUUAGAACCUAGGUCAUAUUGGGCUACAGCCUUUGCUCAAUAUGCACAAAGGAGGCUGCAUAACUGGCGCCAGGAUCGUAAAUCAGUGCAUGUUAUUGCCACAUGGAACACAACUGUAGUUUCUGUCUAUGAUACACUUUUAGCAUAUACAGAUGAGCUUGGAGUCAUAUUUGUUUAUGACCUUGAAGAAAAGAACCGUUUUAUUCAAACAAUACAACUAGUCUCUGAUGAACCAGUAACAGCUUUAGGCCUCACUAAAUACCAUCUAAUUGUGAGACAAGGCGAUGUCUUCACUGUAUUUUCAAGGCACCAGAAUUACUUCCUUGAAGGAUUUCUCGUAUGCCAUGAAGACUCAAUUGUUUUAACUCGAUAUUAUUAUCCAUCUGAUUCAAAUGGUUUGAGGCAUGCGGUAAUUGAAAACGGUUUAUGCAUACUAUAUGGAUGUCAAUUAUACAUUUAUUCACUACUGUUUUCAACAAUGCACACUUUUAAGGUAGAAAGGAAAUCUUUUCUAUUGCAUGAUCAUUACCGAGUUUACGUAGCUACCAACAAAUAUACGGUCACAGGAUUCGAUGCUAAUGGCUACUAUGUUGAUUUUAAUAUAUUCCCUUCUUCAGUAAUUAGUAUCAAAUCAAACUUGGAUAUGACAGUAGCACUUGUCAGUGAAGAGUUUCAUUCCGGCCGCUAUUAUGUUUUUAAAGUUUGGUCAAGAUUUUCUUAUUUUCGAGAGUUUUCUACUUCACGAUCAUUUGGAUAUGAAGUGUCUUAUUUUGAACCCAAAUUUGCAUCUGUCGCUAACUGUAAAUUUGGACAAAGAGUUUUAUUAACUAUUUACGACUUAGAAUAUGCUACAGAAUACAGUGUUGACCUGCAGUCUGUGGAUCCAGUAGCACAGGCUAAAUUGCAAUUUAUAAGCAAAGAUUUACUUUACGUUAUUACUCGAGCAGAUUGGGGUUGUUACGACACAGGCUAUUUAAUAGAUCUAAAAACUAACCACAUCCUGUAUGAACUUGACCUUGAUUAUGCCAGUGUUGUUUCUAUAGAUUCAAAAUUAGCUGUAUAUCUGAAUUCUGAAGCGGUUGAAAUACACUUUUAUAACAGGUGGUAAAAAUAAAUUACAAGCAAUUCUAUGUGACAGUUAAUUGUAAGAUUAAAUUUGAAGGAAAGUAAAAUAAAGGAAUUUACCUGAUUGAUGCAUUUAUGAAACGAUUAAAUUAUUAUAAGUACUUAUAACAGCUAUAUUUAUAAAAACUUAAGGAUAAUUGUGGUUUUACUGGAAGAAAUCAUGUUUUUCAUAAAAUAAGUUUCGUUUUAAUCAAGUCAGUCACUGAUGUGUUAAUUAGUGUUCUACUAAUUGAAAUUAAUGAUAAAUGUUAUGUUUUUUGCUGUGAUUUCCAAUGUAUUAUAGAUAAACUUUGAUUUAAUCAAUGUUUUAAGGGAUUGGAUUAUUUAUUCUGUGAUAUUGAUUAAAGUGAUGUAAAUAUACCUGCCUUUCAGUAGUAUUAAACAAGGAAAUGUCAUCAGCAUUAAAUGUACCUGAACCAGUUUUAUUCGAAGUUAUUAAAAAUAAAAAAGGAGAUAUUUUUAUUUUGUAUUUUAUUUAGACAUUC
This is a messenger RNA of Nezara viridula (southern green stink bug), 1943 nucleotides long. Lineage: Eukaryota; Metazoa; Arthropoda; Insecta; Hemiptera; Pentatomidae. The record is from the annotation of a GenBank genome assembly.